Molecule: messenger RNA, 444 nt
Organism: Paraglomus brasilianum
Lineage: Eukaryota; Fungi; Glomeromycota; Glomeromycetes; Paraglomerales; Paraglomeraceae
Source: the annotation of a GenBank genome assembly
AUGCAGUCGCAAUCUCAUCCCUACGCUAGCGACAAUAUCCGCUAUUUUUCUCAGACUCACACCAACUCUUCAACUCUACCAUUUGCCGCUCUCCCAAUAGCAGAACUAAACAUGCUUCCAUACAUUCUGCAACAACAACAGCAACUCAUUUAUCACGCCAAUGGGUCUCUUCCUCCUCUCACAUCCGAUGAAACUCGAGAUAUGCUCAUAACAAUCCACCACAUGUGUCAAGAUAUCAAAGACUCGCUACGUACCCUGAACAAUAGAGUCGGUGAUCUAUACGGCGAAAUCACAAUGUUAAGAGAGCGUACCUCGAAUAUAGAGUCGCAUACUGGAAUCAGAAGAUUCGAUGACGCUGCGACAGAAGCAGAUGACGAAAAUGCAUAUGGAGAUGAAAACGAUAUUAUACUGGAAAAAGAAACAUUGUCUUGUACUGAAGAAUAG